Molecule: messenger RNA, 258 nt
Organism: Brugia pahangi
Lineage: Eukaryota; Metazoa; Nematoda; Chromadorea; Rhabditida; Onchocercidae
Source: the annotation of a GenBank genome assembly
AUGUUACGUUGGCCGUUAUUAUGCAUGCUAUUGUUUCCAUUGGCUGGCUGUUCGUAUGUUCUGGAUAGUGUAUUUUCUGCACCAGCCAUAAAGAAAGAUGAAACAAUUUAUAAGGACAAAUAUGGUUACUUAUCAAUGAAAGAUUUUGGUGAACAACGACCACUGAAACGAUUACGUCCAUGUUUCUACAGCCCUAUACAAUGUUUGAUGAAAAAACGAACUGCACGUAUUGAAAACUUCAUGGAUAAUUAUAGAUGA